AUGCGAGGAGUGAGCGGCGAUGGACUCAGAGCCAUCGGGGCAGGCAAUAGACGCAACGCUAGUGGGCGGGACGCGCACAGCGAGAAAGUGCCGGGCCUUCCUCGACCCCCAGGGUGCGCCGUGGUAUCGCUCACCGUGAGGGACGGCUCGGGCUUCACAUAUAGGGAUGCGAUGUCGGUGGUGAAGAGGGAAGUCAAGUUCUACGAACUCGAUAUCACGGAGCUAAGACCGAGGAGGGCGAUCACAGGGGCGCUACUGUUUGAAAUCCCAGGCCAGGAUGCUAGGAGCGAAGCAUCGCGACUAGCCGAGCGGAUGGCGGCCACGCUGAAGGAUUUACCCGCCAAGGUAACCGUGCGGCGAAGGACGGCUGAGCUAAGAGUGACCGGACUGGAGGACUCGGUCACCCCGGAGGAGGUGGCAGCCGCCGUUGCUGAGGCCGGGGACUGCCAGGCCGAUAAGGUCAACGUGGGAGUCAUACGUUCCGCUCCUCGGGGCCUCGAGUCGGUAUGGCUACGCUGCCCGCUGACAGCGGCCAGGAAAAUCAGCAGAGGAAGAGGUGCAUGGAGUCGGGUCACGUGCGCUGGGAUUGCACAUCGACGGCCGACCGGAGCGCUGGUACCCAUGUGUCCGGUGUGCGCGGACCUGGGAAUGCCCGCGUCCCACCAUAUGGGGUCACCGGCAUGCAAACCGCCUGCCCGUAAGAGGAGGACCGCACAGGAAGCAAAGACCAUUUCAGGCAACGGUGGGGACGCGGCGAAGAGGAAGGAAACGAUACCGCCGUCAACUGACCCCAUGAGGGACAGAAGAGAGGACAGAGAAGGUGGACACAACGAAGGUAAGGGGAACGGCCCCGAGGAGGCUAUGGAGACGGACCUGAGCGGAAGAAGAGGAGGAGGACAACCGCCCCUGCAGCGCAAUCUCAACCGUUCCCGCCGGGCUCAGGACUUAAUGUUCCAGAGCCUGACGGAGCGGCGUAUCGCUCUGGCGGCAGUGGCCGAGCCGUACAGCAUUCUCGACGCGUCACGAGACGCUGAGGAUCUGAUCGGUUCGGUCGCCGUGUUCUGGACCGGGAUCGCGGGGAGCCCCUCCUGCUCAGUGAUCGAGCGGGCACGGGGCUUUGUGGCCGUGAAAUGGGGCGACCGGGCAGUGGUGGCCGUCUACGUGUCGCCCAACAUCAGCCGGACAGAAUACGCCUCCUCCCUGGACGGGCUCGCGGCUUGCACGAGGCGCUUGGGUGCCUGCCCGUCACUGGUCCUCGGGAGCUUCAACGCCCACUCAACGGCGUGGGGCACCCGCAGGACCAACGGAAGGGGGCGCGACGUACAGGACUGGGCGGCCGCACUCGACCUGCGGCUUAUGAACCGGGGGUCGUCCAGUACGUGCGUGGCGUGGCGGGGAGAGUCCAUAGUGGACUUCACAUGGGCAAACCCUGGCGCAUCCCGCCGUGUUUCUGGUUGGGGGGUCUCCCCGAAGCUAACCCUCUCGGACUACCUCUACAUCUUCAUGGAGGCGGCGGUUGGCAGCGUGAUGGGCGACCGUUCGUUGGGUGCGCGCGGGCUCAUCAGCCCACCGGGAAGGAGAAGAAGAUUCCCGCGGUGGGCGGUGACCCGCCGCCACGAGGACUUCAUGGCGGCGGCCGCUAUAGCCGUCGCUUGGCGGCGGGUGGACGAAGACACGGUGGCUCGUCUGUACGAGGCCUACAGCGAAGCGCGAAGGCUCCUGCAACGAGCCAUCAAGGAGGCGAAGAGACGGGCCUGGGGCGGGCUUCUGGCCAGCCUCGACUCUGACCCCUGGGGGCGCCCUUACAAACUGGUAUUGAACAAACUCCGCCCAUGGGCGCCUCCCUUAACGGAGAGCAUGGACCCUCGAUUCCUGGACAAGGUCGUCAGCACCGUGUUCCCGGGAGCAGCGAACGAGGGAGAUGGCAGCCCUACCGAAGAGGAGGAGCAGGAGCCUCAACCGCCAGAAGAAGAACCACGUGUCUCCGCGGGAAGGUGA
Bombus huntii is the source of this 1998-nucleotide messenger RNA. RefSeq lists its product as uncharacterized. Gene Ontology annotation, molecular function: catalytic activity. The transcript has 3 exons. Bases 1 to 1998 code for a protein of 665 amino acids. NCBI's taxonomy places the organism in Eukaryota, Metazoa, Arthropoda, Insecta, Hymenoptera, Apidae. The record is from RefSeq and is a predicted model, not a curated record.